This is a messenger RNA of Cryptomeria japonica (Japanese cedar), 2262 nucleotides long. RefSeq names its product allene oxide synthase. Gene Ontology annotation, biological process: sterol metabolic process. The record is from RefSeq and is a predicted model, not a curated record. The transcript has a single exon. The coding region runs from base 220 to 1872 and encodes 550 amino acids. Lineage: Eukaryota; Viridiplantae; Streptophyta; Pinopsida; Cupressales; Cupressaceae. Gene Ontology annotation, molecular function: iron ion binding; oxidoreductase activity, acting on paired donors, with incorporation or reduction of molecular oxygen; monooxygenase activity.
UCGCCUCCUGAACUUCCGACCUAAAUAACACUUGAAAAAUGCUCUCCAUUCUCUUCUUGUGGCCCACCUGGCGGUACCUAAUAUUCUUGUUCUCGAUCCACACAAGCACUCUUUAAAUACUCACAGGUGCAUUUACCCAGCUCAUCAAAAUCUGAUCUUUUGAAGAGCUUCAGUCCACAGUCAGCACAGAUCGCAUAAAGGUUUCAGCUUCUGCAGUUUAUGCUACAUACCUACCUACCUGUACAAGACAGAGAGAAACCAAGAUCAUAUACUGCGAUGGCACAUGCUCUGCAAUCGGCAACCAUAACAGUGCAUGCCCUGGCAAGCCCAAGCACAGAGUAUAUAACCGGCCCCAAGAUCCCCAAAUCCAGAUUUUGCUACAGGCUUUCUCACCCCACAAGAAAUCAUGCUAUCAUCCGCGCAUCAGUGUCGGAAAAAGUAUCUCAAACGGAAGCACCCGUGAAGCUCGUUAAGGAGAUCCCCGGAACGUACGGACUUCCCCUGUUUGGAGUGAUCCGCGAUCGGCAGGACUUCUUCAAUGGCAGAGAAGAGUUUUUCAAGAGCCGUAAGGACAAAUACCAGAGCACAGUGUAUCGGGUCAACAUGCCGCCGGGCGGGCCCUUUUUCCCAGACCCGCGGGUCAUCAUGCUCCUGGACGCCAAGAGCUUCCCGGUGCUCUUCGACACCAGCAGGGUCGAAAAGAGGGAUCUGUUCACCGGAACCUACAUGCCCAGCCCGGACUACACCGGCGGGUACAGGACUCUUUCCUACCUGGAUCCCUCGGAGGAGAACCAUGGCAAGCUCAAGAGCUUCUGCUUCGAGGUACUGAUGAUGAACCGCGACCGGUGGAUCCCGGAGUUCAACCGGGCGACUCAGGAACUGUGGCAGACCCUGGAGAAGAACCUUGCGGAGAAUGGGCGGGCGGUGUUCAAUGACGCCUCGGAGCACAUGACCUUCAAUUUUCUCUGCAGAUCCGUCAUGGACAGAGACCCGGCGGCUCCGGGUCCGGCCAGUUUGGGUUCCGACGGGCCGUCCCUGAUGAAGAAAUGGAUCUUCUUCCAACUGGCGCCGAUCACCAGCGUUGGGCUGCCGAGGGGACUGGAGGAACUCACCAUCCACUCACUUCCACUGCCAUUCUGGCUAGUGAAGAAGGACUACGAGAAACUGCACGAAUUCUUCACCAGUCACGCCACACGGGCCCUGGACGCAGCGGAGAAAUUCGGGCUCACCCGAGACGAAGCCUCCCACAAUCUGCUCUUCAACAUCUGUUUCAACACAUGGGGUGGAAUGCUACUACUGUUCCCCUCAAUUGUCCGGCUGAUCGGGCGGGCGGGCGCACAGCUGCACAAGGACCUGGCGGAUGAAGUCCGGGCCGCGGUCCGAACACAGGGCGGUGGGCGGCUCACCAUGCGGGCUCUGGAGGCGAUGCCCCUGGUGAAAUCGACGAUCUAUGAGGUAAUGAGACUUGAGCCCCCUGUGCCGUUCCAAUACGGGAAGGCCAAGAAGGACUUUCUGCUCGAAUCCCAUGAUGAGCUUUUCAAGGUUAAGAAAGGGGAACUGCUCGGAGGGUACCAGCCCUUCGCUACAAGGGAUCCCCGGGUUUUUGAGGACCCUGAUGACUUUGUGCCCCGACGGUUCAUGGGUGAACAGGGCCAGCAGCUGCUCCGCUAUGUGCUAUGGUCCAAUGGCCCUGAAACAGAGAACCCCUCUCUCAAUAACAAGCAGUGCGCUGGCAAGGAUAUCGUGGUCAUGAUUGCUCGGCUCCUCAUUGCAGAGCUGUUUUUGCAGUACGAUUCCUUUGAUAUGGAGGUGUCCGCGGGCGCCCUUGGUUCUGCUGUGUCUUUUACUUCUCUCAAGAAGUUCGUGUCCUGAGAUUGGAAUUGUAUAGUAUAUACUCCCCUGCGAUUUUAUGUAUUCUGCUUACAGGAUUUGAAAGUGAAUGAUCGAACGAUUUCACUGCUGAAAUAGUAAAGUUUUGCUUAGGUAGGGUGUUUUUAAACGUUUAGUUUUGGAUUUUCUGUCUCCGGACUGGUUUUGUAAGAGAUUGUGAUGUAAUUUGAGGAGCAGAGUAUCUCGACUGCAUUUCAUAUCAUUGUGUACAUAUUGAAGUUCAGUUCUGUUGGUCCGUCGGGCUGUUGUUUGUGCCAGCCGGUUAACGAAUCUACUUAAAUCUUUGUAAGUCGGGGUGUUUAUCACAGUUAAACAUAAUUUCAGGCUGAAAGUUUGUAUGCAAAAUUGAAUCAAAAAGGGUAAUUUUAAUUA